AUGCGCGCACUUCUAUUUCUCGCUAUCUAUGGGGCAUGCUUUUCCCCAAAGCGUGCAUAUGCCUCACCAGGAACCACCACACCACCAGCGUCGCUUAUCACCCCCGCCCCAGUAUUACAUGGGAGAUUUGCAAGAGACUUUGUGGGAUACGUAUUAUUUUUGGACGGUGAUACUUCCGUCCGGACCUGCAAUACUGGAUAUACGUACACCUACACAAAUGGAUAUGCAGGUUGCGUUCGCUCGCUUGGGGAUCUUGGUACCGAAUGCGAUGGUUCCACGGUCAUCUUCACGUAUGGACACACUUCAGAAUGCUCUUAUGCCUGUGUUACGGAUUUCUACUUAUAUUCCCUCAACGAUAGAGAGCCGGCCUGGGGUAUACAUUGCGCCACGCGCACCACCGGUUGGAAAGUAUUGCACAUGUCGUCAGAAGAUCUUCCCAGUGGAAAGAUAACCAUCACGCAACCAAUUAAGCCAUCUACCCCGCCAGAUGCGAAGACUAUCGAAAGGACUGUCACUGUACAUAAUUUUACAGCCGCUUCAGCACCUAAUUCAGGCUCGCCUUCACCUACUAAGCCAUCACAAGUACAAAAGAACAACGGCGCCUUGAUCGGCGGCGCCGUCGCGGGCUCUCUUGUCUUCAUUGGCCUCAUCAUUGCAAGCAUUAUUUUCUUCCUAAGCAGACGUCGCCAGAAACAGGGUCGCUCCGAGGAAUUUGUGGCCCAUGGUACUCGAUUCAUGGGCAUGGAUCGAUCCGUCCCAAAUUCGCCGGCCCCAUUCUCACCACCGCCGGAAUACACUCAGGAAAAAUCACCAAGCACCACGGUGUCGAUAGCGAGGAAGCCAGUGCAGCAACCAGGUAAUGUAGUUAGGAAUGAGGUUCACGAGGCCUAUGGAGAGCCGGUGUAUGCAAACGAGCUCCCGGCGCAUUGUGUGCAGCCUCAGCGGAGGAGCGAGCUUGGCUGA
Molecule: messenger RNA, 963 nt
Organism: Lindgomyces ingoldianus
Lineage: Eukaryota; Fungi; Ascomycota; Dothideomycetes; Pleosporales; Lindgomycetaceae
Exons: 4
Coding region: 1-963 (320 amino acids)
Source: RefSeq, a predicted model, not a curated record